Molecule: messenger RNA, 669 nt
Organism: Platichthys flesus (European flounder)
Lineage: Eukaryota; Metazoa; Chordata; Actinopteri; Pleuronectiformes; Pleuronectidae
Product: small integral membrane protein 26-like
Exons: 2
Coding region: 104-403 (99 amino acids)
Cellular component (GO): mitochondrion
Source: RefSeq, a predicted model, not a curated record
CUUCCGGUAGUAUUGUCAUGGCGGCGUCCUGAACGGACUGACCUGAAGAAAAACCAAAACAUUCAGACUUUAGAUCAACAUUCUCUACAGAGCCGCUGCAGCCAUGAUGUUAAAGGACGUGGUGAAGUGGAAUAAACGAGUGUCAGCAGUUUACGCUCUCGGUAUCUGGAGCAUGAUCGGUUCAUACGCGUAUUACAAAUACACAGAUCGUAAUGAGGACAAACCCGAGAAAAGCAAAGAAAGGGUAGAAGAGCAGGAGGAUCCAAACCAAGUUGUGUACGUGACACCUCACACUAAAACUGUCAUCGUCUACAAGGAAGACUUUGUCCCGUACAGCACAAGGAUCUUGAGUUUCAUCAAAUCAUUCAGCGGUGGACCUGGGACUGGAGACAGUGACAAGUAGUUGCAUCAGCACAAAGGACUGAAUCCACUGGAAGUUCAAUCUCGUCAUGAAUCAAACUUUGUGACGCGGAAUGAAUUUAUGCAUUUUUGAGAACAUUAUUAUAAUGUGGGGAGAAGAAGAGUCCAAUGCAGUCUACUCAAGCUGUCAUAAUGUUUGGAUGCCAACUGACUAUCACCCUACAUAACAUGUUAUAUUAUUAAAAUAAUAUAACACUUCCACCUUUUACAGUUGCCACCAUGCUUUAAUAAACUCAUAUUUAAACAUGU